This is a messenger RNA of Tilletiaria anomala UBC 951, 903 nucleotides long. RefSeq lists its product as uncharacterized. The transcript is spliced from 2 exons. Gene Ontology annotation, cellular component: membrane; mitochondrion. NCBI's taxonomy places the organism in Eukaryota, Fungi, Basidiomycota, Exobasidiomycetes, Georgefischeriales, Tilletiariaceae. Gene Ontology annotation, biological process: mitochondrion organization. The coding region runs from base 1 to 903 and encodes 300 amino acids. The record is from RefSeq and is a predicted model, not a curated record.
AUGCUGAAGCGCUUCCGCGACCAAGCGCAGCGGAGCGGCUUCAACCCUCGCGGAUCCGGAGGUUUUGUGGGUGGCAGCGGCAGCGAAGGCUUUGGUGGCCCUAGCCCUGCUGCCGCAGGAGGUGCAGGAGGUAUCCUCCUGCUGAUAGCGCUCGGUUUCGGCAUCAAUGCGAGCUUGUUCAAUGUCGAUGGCGGUCACCGAGCCAUCAAAUAUUCCAGGAUCAACGGAGUCAAGCAAGAUAUCUACAACGAAGGCACCCACUUUGUCAUCCCAUGGUUCGAGUCACCAAUCGUAUACGAUGUCAGAGCCAAGCCUAGGAGUAUCGCAAGCUUGACUGGCACCAAGGACUUGCAGAUGGUUAACAUUACUUGCCGUGUCUUGUCCCGUCCAUCUGUCGAGCAACUUCCCACGAUCUACAGGGAGCUGGGGACAGACUACGAUGAGAGAGUGCUUCCUUCGAUUGUGAACGAGGUGCUCAAGUCUGUUGUUGCUCAAUUCAACGCCUCCCAACUCAUUACCCAGCGUGAGAUGGUCUCGCGACUGGUGAGGGACAACUUGACGCAGAGGGCAAGGCGAUUCAAUCUCGUGCUUGAUGACGUCUCCAUCACGCACGUCGCCUUCUCGCCAGAGUUCACACACGCCGUCGAAGCAAAGCAGAUCGCACAACAGACAGCGCUUCGGGCAGCAUUCUUGGUGGAUCAGGCUGUGCAGGAGAAGCAGAGCAUCAUCGUCAAGGCCCAGGGAGAGGCGAGGUCCGCAGAGCUGAUCGGAGAGGCAUUGAAGAAGAACAAAGGCUUUUUGGCGCUACGUAAGCUGGAGGCCGCGCGAGAUAUUGCGACAAUUCUCUCCAAUUCUGGUAACCGGAUCAUGCUAGAUGCGCAGUCGUUGCUGCUCAACGUGUGA